This is a messenger RNA of Didymodactylos carnosus, 969 nucleotides long. Lineage: Eukaryota; Metazoa; Rotifera; Eurotatoria; Philodinida; Philodinidae. The record is from the annotation of a GenBank genome assembly.
AUGAAUGUAAAACCUAUUAUCAAACAAGGUUGGUUAAAAGUGAAAACAGCAUCUCAUUCGAAAUGGCAUCGUCGUUAUUGCACAGCUCAAUUAGGCAUCAUAUUUCUAUCAUCAAAACCCAAUAGUCGUUAUCAAGACUGGAUUCAAUUGAGAUAUGAUUCGAUUGUUAAUGAUUAUGAACAGUCACAAACAGCAAGUUCAGAGUAUAGUCAUUUACCGUUUGUAAUAGAAAUCAGAACAAAACUUGAUAGUACGCGUGAUUUAUUACAUGCUGAAACAAAACAAGAGUUUGACUCAUGGUUGAUAGCAACGAAACGAGCGGCCUUCUCACAAAAUGGUGGUGGCAUUUUUGGUCAAUCGCUACAGGAGACAUACGAUUAUGCAAAAGAUAAAACAAGUUUUGUACCUUUAAUUGUUCAGCAUUGUUGUGAACAUCUCUUGAAAUAUGGAUCAAAUUAUGUUGGAUUAUUUCGUAUACCUGGCAAACAAACAGUGAUUAAAGAAUUACGUGAUAUGUAUGAUCGUGGUAUUGUGGUUAAACUCGAUAAAACGUAUGCUCCAGCCACCGUCUCAUCAUUACUAAAAAUAUAUUUACAAUCAUUACCCGAACCGAUCAUUCCCGAUCUUGAUUUUGAUAGUUUUCUUGAAAUUGGUUGUAGUUUCAAAUACCAGAAUGAAAAUGAACGAGAUGAGAAAAUAUCUCGCUUGAAACAAACGAUUCUAAAUUUACCAGACAUUAAUUAUCAUGUUCUUAAAUAUUUAUGUUUAUUUAUGAAAAAAAUAUCUGAUCAAUCAUCGGUGAAUAAAAUGGAUAGUGAAAAUUUAUCUGUAGUAUUUGGUAGUAACAUUAUUCGACCUCCAGAAAAACUUGACAUGAACAUGAUCAAAGGACAUAACUUUAAUCUGUUACCAUUAAUGAAAGUUUUAAUUGAUGAAUCUGAAGAAUUAUUUAAUGUAAGUUUACAAUAA